GGGAAAUAUUACAAGGCUCAAGAAUACCUGGGGAAAGCUCUUGCUAUCAACAUAGAAAUUGGCGACAGAAAUGGAGAAGCAACAAUCUUCAGGAACCUAGGAGAGCUGUUUAGAUUGCUUGGCGAAUAUGGCAAGGCCCAAGAAUAUCUGGAGAAAGCCCUCGCUAUCCAAAUAGAAAUUGGCGACAGAAAUGAAGAGGCAACAAGCUACGGAACACUUGGAACAGUGUUCCUAUCGAUCGACAAAAAUGGCAAGGCCCAUGAGUACCUGGAGAAAGCUCUCGCCAUCCAAAUAGAAAUUGGCGACAGAAAUGAAGAGGCAAUAACCUACGGGAACCUCGGAGCACUGUUCGUAUCGCUUGGAAAAUACGACGAGGCCCGAGAAUAUCUGGAGAAAGCUCUGGCUAUCCAAAUAGAAAUUGGCGACAGAAUUGGAGAGGCAGCAAGCUGUGGGAACCUCGGAACACUGUUCAAAUCGCUUGGGAAAUAUUACAAGGCUCAAGAAUACCUGGAGAAAGCUCUUGCUAUCAAAAUAGAAAUUGGCGACAGAAAUGGAGAGGCAACAAUCUUCAGGAACCUAGGAGAGCUGUUUAGAUUGCUUGGCGAAUUUGGCAAGGCUCAAGAAUAUCUGAAGAAAGCUCUCGCUAUCCAAAUAGAAGUUGGCGACAGAAAUGGAGAGGCAACCAGCUACGGAAAACUUGGAACACUGUUCCAAUCCAUCGGCAAACAUGACGGGGCCCAUGAGUACCUGGAGAAAGCACUUGCUAUCAAAAUAGAAAUUGGCGACAGAGAUGGAGAGGCAACAGGCUACGGGAACCUCGGAGCGCUGUUUAGAUUGCUUGGCGAAUAUGGCAAGGCCCAAGAAUAUCUGGAGAAAGCUCUCGCUAUCCAAAUAGAAAUUGGCGACAGAAAUGGAGAGGCAACAAGCUACGGAACACUUGGAACAGUGUUCCUAUCGAUCGGCAAAUAUGGCAAGGCCCAUGAGUACCUGGAAAAAGCUCUCGUUAUUCAAACAGAAAUUGGAGACAGAAAUGGAGAGGCAACAAGUUGCGGGUACCUUGGAAUAGUGUUCGAAUUGCUCGGCAAAUAUGAUGGGGCCCGAAAAUACCUAGAGAAAGCACUUACUAUGAAUAUAGAAAUUGGCGAAAGAGAAGGAGAAGCAACAAACUACGGGAACCUCGGAAGACUGUUUCAAUUGCUUGGCGAACAUGACAAGGCCCGAGAAUACCUAGAGAAAGCCCUACGUAUUUACAGGGGAAUUGGCGGAAGAAAAGGAGAGGCAGACACUUACGGAAACCUUACUUCAUUUUUUCUGUCCCUCGGUCAAUAUCGAAAGGCUGAAGAUUUUCUAGAGAGAGCAGUGGCAAUUUGGAGGGAAAUCGGUGACAGAAGUGGACAAGCAAUACAUUUCGGAAACCUUGGGAGGAUUUCUUGUAAGCGUGGUGAGUACGACAAUGCUCUAGAAUAUCACAAGAAAGCCCUUGAAAUUCACAUGGAAAAUGGUACGAAAGAAGGUGUUGUUGUCGGUUACGCACAUAUAGCAUCGUGUUUCCAAUCGCUCGGUAAAUAUGACAUGGCCGAGGAAUACCUCAAGAGAGCUCUCUCAUUAAGCAGGGAUGUUGGACACAGCUCGCGUGAGUUUCAAUGCCUUCUUGAUCUAACGGUGUUGAAGGUAUCACAAAAUGAUCUUGAAGAAGCCUUUUCGUGUCUUUUCCAAACCAUUCAAAUUUUCGACACGUUGCGAGGAUCUCUAAAAGAAAAUGAUCAGUUUAAAACAUCACUUUUAGAGGAACACGGCACCUUUCCGUACAAGUUGCUCAGUAGCUUACUUUCUUCCAAGGCAAAGCCACACCACGCCCUCUAUGUCGAGGAGUUGAGACGGGCGAGGGGCUUGGCCGACUUGAUGGGGGCUCGCUACUCUGUUGUAAAGCAGAUCUCAGGCGAUCCAAAAUCAUGGUAUGGGAUUCAAAACAUUGUCGCAAAGGAAACUGACUGCGCAUGCCUCUACAUUUCUGUUGGAAAAAAGCAUAUGCACUAUUGGAUUCUCAAAGCAACAGGGGCUAUCAUUUUUAAAGAUGAAGAAGUGAGCCUGGACAAAAAUGUGGUGACCGGAUUAGUCCCUAACUUGGAUGAGUUUUUUACGAAAAGCUUUCGUGGCCUUGGCAUUUUACCCGAACAUAAUUGCGAAGAUCGAUCUCUAGAUGACACCGAAUCGAUGUCACUUUACCAUGAAAAUCACGCGCUCCUGCGCGAUUGUGAUGACAAAGGUAUCAAGACAAAUCUUCAAUUGUGUCACAAGAUAAUCAUCGCUCCUGUGGCCGCUUUACUGAAGGAGCCCGAAAUUAUCAUUGUCCCUGAUUCCUGUAUGUAUCAG
Messenger RNA from Pocillopora damicornis (cauliflower coral), 2373 nucleotides. RefSeq lists its product as uncharacterized. Lineage: Eukaryota; Metazoa; Cnidaria; Anthozoa; Scleractinia; Pocilloporidae. Gene Ontology annotation, molecular function: protein binding. The record is from RefSeq and is a predicted model, not a curated record.